Messenger RNA from Chaetomium strumarium, 1956 nucleotides. RefSeq lists its product as uncharacterized. Gene Ontology annotation, biological process: transcription initiation at mitochondrial promoter. The coding region runs from base 79 to 1956 and encodes 625 amino acids. The record is from RefSeq and is a predicted model, not a curated record. Gene Ontology annotation, molecular function: mitochondrial transcription factor activity. Lineage: Eukaryota; Fungi; Ascomycota; Sordariomycetes; Sordariales; Chaetomiaceae. Gene Ontology annotation, cellular component: mitochondrial matrix; mitochondrial DNA-directed RNA polymerase complex. The transcript has 3 exons.
GCCUGGAACUUUUUUGUCCCCAAGAUCUUCUCCUCCCUCUUGGGUGUCUUGCUCGCUUUUCCACGCCACUCGUUCUCCAUGUAUGCAAUUCGCAACCAUGUGGGCAGAGCUUUGUUCCCAUGCGCCAGGCCCUGCCUCAUCGCAGCGCGGGCCAUAUCCACAAGCACAAAGUCGGCCAAGUCCACAAAGUCCACAAAGUCUACCAAGUCUACCAAGUCUACCAAGUCUACCAAGUCUACCAAGUCUACCAAGUCUACGAAGUCGACAAAGUCUACGAAACCUACAAAAUCCAAAAAUCGGCGCAAAGGGAAAAACACCGACCGGUAUCGCGUCAACGUUGUCAGCGAGAAGCUGUGCGAUGACAUCGUCAACUACAUUAAACCGACCCUUGCCCGCCACGAGGGCUGCGACUUGAUCGACAUCUUCCCAGGCGCUGGCAUCUGGAGCCGGACGCUCAACGACGUGCUUAAACCUCGCACUCACCUCCUGCUCGAGCCCGACACAGAAUUCUACGAGCCCUAUCUCAAACCGCUGCUCGAACGCCCCGGCACCAAGCUGCUGCCCGAGUCGGGCAUCAUCUGGGAGCACCUCAACAAGAUCCUGGGCCCGGCGUAUCUGCCGCACCAGGUCGAGCGGAAAUACAGCCUCGAUGAAACGCCCGAGCGCAACGACACUCUCCUGGUGACCAUGAACUUGGCCAUGCACCCCAAGAGGAAGUUCCGGUCCUUCGAGAGCUUGGCGCAGCUUGUGCUUUUCCAGAUCGUCUCAUCGAUCCGGCCCGGCUCGCUCUUUCAGAAGUACGGCCUGGUGCGCAUGCUCAUAUGGGUGCCGGAUCUCGAGAAAGAGGCGAUAUUACCACGCACAUGCCAACGGAGGAAGAAGAUGGCGGUCGAGGCCGAAGUCUCGACCGACUACGUGUGUGAGAUUGCCGGCGGCGAGCAGUCUGACUACGUGGGGGCGCGGCCGACGCAUUGGUACCGUCGCGCCGCCGAGAUUGAUAUGGAGAGUACACGCAUGACGCUCGAACGCAUGCGUCAACAAGGGUUCGUCUUACCACCAGGGCGAGAGCCACAGCAUAUGAUACACUUUAUGGACAGCAGCAACGAGGGUUCGAACGAGCAUAACUCUUCGGUGGAUCGUCCUGCCCACGAGGAACUGGAACGGCUGGAGAAGGAAUUUGCCCAGGGCUUGUUCGACAAAGAGUCGCCGGAAUUCAAGCGCAUCAGAACCCUCAAGUACUGGGUUGCAUGGUCCGCAAAGCGCCACGUCAAAACCGACGACCUCCUCCGAGAAUACGACCGCAUCGUCCAGGCUUACGUUCGAGCGGGGUCAGACAAGAACCUCCUGGAGGAAGCAGCCAAGCUCACCGACGCUUGGAAUGCCAAGGUUAACAUACUGGAAAAGAGCCUCCGGGCCGAGGUCCUCCUCCACCGCGACAACGUGCACGUCCUGUACCAAGACCCACCCGUCCUUAGUUGGGAUCGUCGCUACGUCGAACCCCUACGUGCACAACCCAACGAGUUCUUCCCGGCCGUCCCCUGCGCCCUGCUCGACAUCCAGCCCAAGGCCGCUGCCCCUGUGCUGCGCGACAUGGGGCCCAGAUCGAACCGCGGCGGCGACACCUUUGAUCUCAUGCUCCGCCACCUCCUGCAGCGAUCCUCGGACCCGGUCCUCAGGGCGCUCAAUACCAUCUAUGCCGGCGCAGGCGACGGCGUCUUUCCGGAAUGUCCCAGCCUCGUGGACCCUAGCUUGGGCGGGUCGCCGGUGGGCGGGGCCGGCCAGCUGGCGUCGCGGGCCCUGAACGAGAGGCAGCUCAUUGAGAUCAUCGAGGCGUGGGUGAAGUGGCCGUUCAGGCCGAGCUAUUCGGAGCUGGUGUCGCGGACGAUUGAGGACUUUGCUGAUAGCGAAUCAGAUGAGGUUACAGGAAACCACAAUCCCGCUGAGGUAAAUAUGUAG